Rhagoletis pomonella (apple maggot) is the source of this 1527-nucleotide messenger RNA. Its product is annotated as pre-mRNA-splicing factor syf1 homolog. The record is from RefSeq and is a predicted model, not a curated record. NCBI's taxonomy places the organism in Eukaryota, Metazoa, Arthropoda, Insecta, Diptera, Tephritidae. Gene Ontology annotation, cellular component: Prp19 complex; U2-type catalytic step 2 spliceosome; post-mRNA release spliceosomal complex. Bases 112 to 1527 code for a protein of 471 amino acids. The transcript is spliced from 4 exons. Gene Ontology annotation, molecular function: protein binding. Gene Ontology annotation, biological process: mRNA splicing, via spliceosome; generation of catalytic spliceosome for first transesterification step.
UGUGCUGGAAUUGGGAACGUAUUCUUUUCAAUUUUGCGUCCGCUUGGUACGUUUUUUGUGUAUAGUUUUCUCUAUAGUGCGGGAGCAAUUAAAAUAGUUGUUGCCACAAAUAUGACUCUAAUUGACAAGCCAUUAAUUGCGGUUGAUAUCGAGUUUCCAGAGGAAGAUGUACCCUACGAGGAGGAAAUUUUGCGCAAUGCAUACUCUGUAAAACAUUGGCUACGCUAUAUUGAACAUAAAUCCAAAGCGCCCAAUUGCGGAGUGAACAUUGUAUUUGAGCGCGCACUCAAGGAGUUACCCGGUAGCUACAAAAUCUGGUAUAAUUAUUUACGCACACGUCGCAAGCAAGUGCGUGGUCGCCCACUCAACGAUCCCAUGUAUGAUGAAGUAAAUAAUACCUUUGAGAGAGCACUAGUUUUUAUGCAUAAAAUGCCACGUAUUUGGAUGGAUUAUGGAGUAUUUAUGACGGCACAAUGUCGCAUUACGCGUACCAGGCACGUGUUCGAUCGCGCUUUGCGCGCAUUGCCCAUUACUCAGCAUCAUCGCAUUUGGCCGCUGUACUUGAAAUUUGUACGACGUUUCGAUAUACCGGAAACCGCCCUACGCGUUUACAGACGUUAUUUGAAGUUGUGCCCAGAUGAUGCGGAAGAAUAUAUUGAAUAUUUAACUGAAGCCGGGCGGUUAGAUGAAGCAGCACAACAACUGGCAUCGGUAGUGGACAACGAGCAUUUCGUAUCGAAACAUGGCAAAUCAAAUCAUCAAUUAUGGAAUGAACUGUGCGAUUUGAUUUCGAAAAACCCUGAUAAGGUGCAUUCGUUGAAUGUGGACGCUAUAAUACGCAGUGGGCUCAGGAGGUACACCGAUCAGCUGGGUCACCUUUGGAACUCCUUGGCAGAUUACUACGUGCGAUCGGGUUUGUUUGAUCGCGCACGCGAUGUUUAUGAAGAGGCAAUACAGACUGUUACAACAGUACGUGAUUUUACGCAGGUUUUCGAUGAGUAUGCCCAAUUUGAAGAGGUGUCAUUAAAUAAACGCAUGGAAAUGGUGGCAAAUGAUCCACAUGCAACCGAGGAAGAUGACAUUGAUGUGGAAUUACGAUUGGCGCGUUUUGAAUAUCUUAUGGAGCGUCGUUUAUUGCUAUUGAAUAGCGUGUUGCUGCGUCAGAAUCCACACAAUGUGCAUGAAUGGCACAAACGCGUGAAGUUAUACGAAGGCAAGCCACAUGAGAUUAUUAAUACCUACACCGAAGCUGUGCAAACUGUGCAACCAAAAUUAGCAGCUGGAAAAUUACAUACCUUGUGGGUAGAAUUCGCGAAAUUUUAUGAAUCGAAUGAUCAAGUGGAGGAUGCGCGUGUUGUUUUUGAACGCGGCACUGAGGUGGAGUAUGUAAAAGUAGAAGAUUUGGCAGCAGUUUGGUGUGAAUGGGCUGAAAUGGAGAUAAGGUUUAUUCGAAUACACUAUUCGAUUACAAGUUUUAUGUUAACCAAAUACGUACAAACAUACAUGGCUACGCCAAUCCUGAACUGA